AUGAAUGGACGUAUUAUUAAACAAUAAAAGAUCAUUCUAGUUAUGUUUAUGGAUUAAGUGCAAACUAAUAAUAAAAUAGAGUGGUAUCUUGUGGUUAUGAUUAAUUAAUAUUAAUAAUGGAAUAAUAAGGAUGUAAUAAAGAAUAGAUCGUAAUAUAAACGAUUAAAGUUUAAUAAUCUACAAAUAGAGUAAGUUUUAUUGAUAAUAAUAUGUUCACAUUAUCAUAAAAAUAAAGUGUAUGAGAUGAACAGUUUUAAUUAGUAAUUUACAAAGACUAGGGAUGUUGAUGCGAAAUGUGGAUCAUUUGAAAAUUGUCCAUUUCCUUAAUAAUAUACAAAUUCAAAAUGUAUUCUUGUGAGUAAGAAUGGCCAAAAUAUAUCAAUUUGA
Messenger RNA from Paramecium pentaurelia, 387 nucleotides. NCBI's taxonomy places the organism in Eukaryota, Ciliophora, Oligohymenophorea, Peniculida, Parameciidae. The record is from the annotation of a GenBank genome assembly.